CCUGCCUGCUACAAGUACGGUGUGCCUGGAUGUCCGAGGGACUACAAUCCAGUUUGUGGGACCGACGGAGAGACCUACUCAAAUGAGUGUGUGCUCUGCCUUUCAAACAGUGAAAAUAAAAAGGAUGUCCAAAUUUUCAAGAUGGGAAGAUGCUGA
This is a messenger RNA of Pelecanus crispus (Dalmatian pelican), 156 nucleotides long. The record is from RefSeq and is a predicted model, not a curated record. Lineage: Eukaryota; Metazoa; Chordata; Aves; Pelecaniformes; Pelecanidae.